Messenger RNA from Drosophila teissieri, 2471 nucleotides. RefSeq names its product meckelin. Gene Ontology annotation, biological process: cilium assembly. The transcript has 3 exons. Lineage: Eukaryota; Metazoa; Arthropoda; Insecta; Diptera; Drosophilidae. Gene Ontology annotation, cellular component: ciliary transition zone; MKS complex. The record is from RefSeq and is a predicted model, not a curated record. The coding region runs from base 75 to 2471 and encodes 798 amino acids.
GGCAGGAAAGACAUUUUCAGGCCUUGAGGUAUGGCUAGGAGAUUUUAUGUUGAUGAAAUUAUAACGUCUUGUCUAUGGCCAACCCAGAAUUCUCUUGCAAGUGCCCGGACGGACAUCUAUCCAUCUAUGAGCGCGGCAAGACGUGGCCCACCUGCGAUGAGAUUUGCACUCCGGACAGGAGCGACAAUUGCACUUCGGUAUGGCUCCCCCAGCCCCGACCUUCCAACCAGUGCAAGUAUCGGUACUUGAACUCCACGUCGGCCUUCGCCAACCAGUUUCCAGUGCAUCCACUCAUUUCCGGGAUCAUACUGACACAGACGAAUCCGAUGAGCAGAGAGGGAGACUGCAUUUCCUGCGAUAUGACGCACAAUUUCCGUUAUCAGGAUUUCUGCUUGGCUAGCACCCUGCUCCGUCCGUAUGUGCACUACAAUGCCUUCUGGCAGGCCACUACCACACCGGAUUCCAGUGCACCCAGCCGCUUUGGUGACCUCAAGUUCGUGGCCUUCUUCUGCCUGACACUGCGAAACGAUACCUCCUGCCAGCAGCUGGCCAAUCUGUGCGUGCUCUCCCACUUCUCCCUGGAAAAGCACUCGCCAUGCAGCGCCUUUCUGCUUACCCAGGUCUCUGAUGUGGUGAUGAAGUACGCCCACUCCGGGGAGCAGGUGCGAUCCCUGCAACCGUUCCUGUUUUACAAGAAGGGUCGGGUUACAAAGGAGCUGCUCUCGAAGACGCUUCAGCUGCUAGACCGCAAGGAACUGCGACUUUUUAGCACCACAUUUGGCCUGGAUGGUGGACUCAAACGGUGGGGUGCCUUUCAUCCGGAGAUACUGAAUAUGUGCCAACAGAAGGCGCCAAGCCUCCGAAUGACACUUCCCAAAAAGGAGUCGGAGGUAUCCUGCCAGCUGACCCUAGAGCGACUCAUUGAUCUGGCCAACCAGCGGUACAACGACGAGUUUCUCACCGUUUUCCUAAACUUCAGCAGUAACUGGCAGUAUCUUCUUCACCAGUUACCUGUACUCAUUGAGACCCUGACGCCGGAAAACCAGCGACCCCAGCAGGAGGAGUGGCAGUUGGUGAAGCGUUUCCAGCUGAUCUCCGCCUCUCCGCGCGAUAAUCAUCUUCACCAGACCAUGCCCCGCUAUGAGGAUGCCCACAAACUCCAGCAGUAUUACUCAUUGCGAUAUGUGGAGGACAUUGAUAUUCGUUAUACGCUGGACAAAGAUCAGCCAGAUAGAGUGGGUCUGCCCCUUAUUCGCCUGCGAUACCGGCACAUUGAGAUGGGAUCGGGAAAUACAUCCCUCUCUCAACUGUACCCAUUCAGUCUGAGGAUUAGCUACGACCAAGUAAAACGUGGGUGGGAUUGGCUGAUCCUAGAGGUGGCGCUGCCGCUGCUACUUUUGCUGGCCUUUGCAGCUGCAGUCUUCCGUCUCCAAAAUCUGAGAAGAAGGAGAAAGGCGGACCUCUAUCAAAUGAGCAGUCUUAUAGAGUUUCUCCUGCAGCUGGCCGGAAAUGUGGCAUAUGCUUUACUGGUGACUGUUCUGCUGCUCCUGUUGCUGCAGGCCUCCAAUCCUCGCGUGCUGAAAAUUCUCCUCUAUACCGCCUUUAUGCUGCAGUUCCUCUUUCUGUCCGUUCAGCUGUGGCGCUCCAGCCAGCUGGAAGUUUUCCUCAUCGACUGGGAAAGGCCGCGUAGCAGCUGCGAGGGACAACGCCUAAAUCUGGACAGCUCCUCUCUCUGCUCCAGCGUGCGCACCUUCGUGGCCGAAAGCAGCGUCUCCGCUUGGCGAGUCCUCUUCACAGCCAAUGCCUGGAUUCGCCUGAGUGUGACCCAGAAGUACUCCACCUUGGGUCAGGUAUUUGUGGUCAUCGCUGGAUAUCAGUUCCUCGAGAGUUUUACCAGGGGUGAUAUUUUUCUACGUUGCUGCCUAAUAGCAGCGGCAUAUCUGCUGACAUAUCUACUCCAGAUAAUAGGCCACCAACUAUUUGUAUCGAAUCCCCUCCAGAAGUUCAUCGACCUUUGCAGUCUGGCCAACAUAUCUCUGUUUUCACUGACGGAGCCAGGAUUUGGGUACUACAUCCACGGACGAUCCCCUCACGGCUUUGCCGAUACGGAUAUGUCCUCGAUGAUUUUGCAGCUGCAGAGGACGCAGACCAUGUGUGGGCGAAGGGGAUUGCUAAUGGACUCGGACAAGCAGUCGUACGUUAUCCUGCCUCCCAGAAACCUUCACAUCUACCUGGAGCGACUCCUGCUUCCGUUCCAGCGUAGUCUUACCGGCACCCUUUCGCAGACCAUGCUCUAUCAAAAGGACAUUGUACCAAGCAUCGAUGGACAGAUGGAACGCACCUCCAUUGCUUAUGCCAGCGUCAAUCGCUUCUUCUGCGCCUUUAUCGACCAUGUGAGCUUGAAGUCUAACAUUUCGUUUUUUAGUAGAUUGGAAGUUUAUUCUAGAUUCCUUGAAAAGUAUGACAGGUAG